UCGGUCAAAAAGUGAUGAGGUGUUGGCUUAUAAACAUUUUGGCACAAGUCGCCCUUCGUGAAAUAAGAAAGCAGUGCAUAGCGGAUUUUCGUGCCGUAGAUAUUUUCCAUUGAGGGACCAAUGUUAUUCUAGUAACACAACGAAAUUGCCGGGACAUCUGAUUAGUAAAUAUGUACCCCCAUAGCAAUCGUAGUGGUCGAGGUGGAUUACACAAGGCUGAGAGGGAGGUGGAAUACACGAAACCAAGAUACUCCGAGUCUCGGGACUUCCCACUCUCUGGCUAUCAGGAAUCUUUAAGAGGCCCUGCCUCGUCGCGGGGAUCGUCUGACCAGUUUUAUAGACCGUACAGCAUUGAACCCCCAGCAGACUACCGGGAGAUGAGGAGAGAGGAUAAAGCGUCCAGCAGCAGAUCUGAUGAGGAGGACAAUGGAUCGUUUGCCAACUCCAUCGAACAAAGAAAAUCUCUUCGGAAGUUACUGGGGCGUUUUGCCGAUAAAACGGCCAUGCAGGGAGUUGGUUACAUAAACUCAGCGAGAUAUUGGUACUCAAAAGCUCUGUGGUUGUUUCUACUGUUGGUAGCCGUUGGCUGGAUGGUGUUUCAUCUCAUUUAUUUAAUAACACAAUUUGUGGAGCUUCCCGUUCAAACCAAAAUUUCUCUUGGAUUCAACAAUCUUCAGUUCCCGGCCGUCACACUGUGCAAUAUGAACACAGUGAAAUUAUCAGAACUACCGACUACCUCAGUUGCGUUGCAGAACUUCGUCGCCCUCACCGACCCCAGUAAAUUCAAACCCGAGGAAAACAUUCCUGGCGGGCCUCCCGGACCACCUCCUGGGCCGUCUGGUAGAAAGAGGAAGAAAAGGUUUAUCAAAGAAUUUGAUAACGUAAAUUUCGACAACCUGACGGAUUAUGGAGAUUACUAUGACGACCCUAGUAACAGGGAUGAAGCGUUUAAGGACGCUCAGAAGGACAACCUGUAUCAGGUCGAGAACACGUUCAAGAAUCUCUAUCUCACAAUGCCAAGGGGUGUUAGAGUCAAUUCUGGACACCAAAUUCGUGAUAUGCUGUUGGGAUGUUCCUUCAAUGGCUACAAGUGUUUUUCUGUAAAUUUCACUUUGGUGAACACCCAGGACUAUGGGAACUGUUUCACAAUACAAUCUAGUAGUUAUAUAACAAAAAACCCUGGUCCAAAAUCAGGAUUGUCUCUGAUAUUAUACACUGAAAAUGAUGAAUACCUCAACGGUAUCAGUCAGGGUCAUGGCAUGCGUUUACUAAUCCAUGAGCAAGGCACAUUCCCGAUGCCAAACGACGAAGGGAUAUUAAUUUCUUCCUCCUUUGAAACAAAUAUUGGGUUGCGUUUGACGGAUAUAACCCGCGCCACGCCCCCUCAUAGGUACUGCGAAGAUGGUGUACAAUUCAAACAGCGAUACAACGUUGGAUACUCCAGAUCGGUGUGUCGUAUAUUCUGUGAGCAAAAUACCUUGUUGGCAGAGUGUGGCUGUUUUUCCCACGAAUACAAGGAAUUCUUUUUCUUUGCCAAUAACACUAACCAAAAUAAAUGGUGUCGCACACAGAAAGAAAUUUCCUGUAUCGGAAAGAUUGUGAGGGAAUUUAAUUCCCAGAAGAGACAAUGUACAUGUUUGAACCCUUGCACGGAGAAAAAGUAUUCGUUGUUUCCAAGUAGUCGACAGUGGCCAACAGAAUCGUACGCAACUACAUUAAUGCAAGGACUUUGUGAACAGUUUCCUGGAAAAUGUCAAAGGAUAGUUAACUUGAGAUCAGAUCCGCGAUCACUAAGUUUGAAUUUUGUGAAAGUCACUAUCUAUUAUGAGGAUCUUAACUACGAGGAAUUAAAAGAGGAACCUGAAAUAUCGAAUGCUCAGUUUGCCUCUGACGUGGGUGGAGCCAUUGGGUUGUGGAUUGGUUUGUCCAUUUUAGCUAUAUUUGAAGUAGUCCAAUUAUUCCUUGAACUUUGUGCAUAUGGAGUACACGUGUACCGCUACAAGAAAAGGAAAGCCGAAAAUGUGAGAAGGAAGAGGGAGGAAAAAGCAAAGAAACAAAACGGACAAAUUCCAAAAACAAAUUUUGUGGAAUAUGACAAAACAUACAAACAAAAUUGGGACCAUCAGUUUCACAUGCGUUAACAAACACUUUUGUCUCAACCAAACACAGCUGUCAUUCCCAAAUUUCAAUUCAGUAGUAUCAGUCAUGUUACAAUAUAUGUUUAAGUUUCUAUUUUUAAAUAUAUUCGUUUUAAUAUGAAUCUUGAAUGGUAGCCAAUAACUUUAAUCUCUUUGUAUAUCAAAAGAGUGAUAAUAAUGUUCUAAUGAUACACGCUAUGUUGUGCGAAAUUCAAUAUCAGACGCAAAAUACUUGGAAAUUUUAUAAAACGUCUACGCCUUGUA
Ostrea edulis (European flat oyster) is the source of this 2402-nucleotide messenger RNA. RefSeq names its product degenerin mec-10-like. NCBI's taxonomy places the organism in Eukaryota, Metazoa, Mollusca, Bivalvia, Ostreida, Ostreidae. The record is from RefSeq and is a predicted model, not a curated record. Gene Ontology annotation, biological process: sodium ion transmembrane transport. The transcript is spliced from 14 exons. Gene Ontology annotation, cellular component: membrane. Gene Ontology annotation, molecular function: ligand-gated sodium channel activity. The coding region runs from base 171 to 2141 and encodes 656 amino acids.